Messenger RNA from Adelges cooleyi (spruce gall adelgid), 1166 nucleotides. RefSeq lists its product as uncharacterized. The coding region runs from base 223 to 975 and encodes 250 amino acids. The transcript has 6 exons. NCBI's taxonomy places the organism in Eukaryota, Metazoa, Arthropoda, Insecta, Hemiptera, Adelgidae. The record is from RefSeq and is a predicted model, not a curated record.
CCCGUUGGCGGCGGUCAGUCAUACGCAGGUAGUAUAUAUACGAACACUGCACGCGCGGCGGUCAAGUAGAUAUAAUAUUGUUUAGUACAAAAAAAUAUAUAUUUUUAAUUUUUUUCGUGAGAAUUUUUUAAGUCGUUCCCACAGUAGUAUUGUAUUAGUCUCACCGAAGAAACCGACUGUGUCGAUCGUAUAACGUGUGGUGUACAGAGUAAGAAACACAACAUGAACAAAUUCGUGUCUUUAGCGUUUGCACUUGUCGCCACCGCUGCCCUGGCUGUGGCCGCACCGAAAGACAAGCCCGAGCUGAGCAAUGAAAUCAUUCCGCCGGUAGACUUCAAGAAGAACGGAGAAUCCGUAUCGGCUUCGUGGGGUGGAUUCCAGGCUGCCGCUGGACUGUCCGACACGGGCGCCAUCGCUACGGCCGGAGGUAACGGGUUGGGUGCCGGAGCUGGUUACGGUGCAAGUGGCGCAGGAGCUGGGGCAGGAUACGAUGUAACCGGAGCGGGUGCCGGCGUAUCGAGCUCCGGAUCCGGAUACGGAACUGGAUCUGGAUCCAGCGUUGGAAUCGUGAGCAGCAAACCGGGACACCACAAUAGUGCGGUCCAAGGAAACGGAUUUUUCGACAGAAUAUUCGCCGUAAGUCAUACCAAUAUCCCCAUCAACGUAUUGCAAUCCGUCAACACUUACCUGAACCAAAAGCCACAAGGAAACCGCAAAGCCGUGGUGUUCAGCGAAAACGGAGCCAACGGAGGAAGUGCCUUCGUGGCGACCGGAGGAGAAUCCGGCAAGGUACCCCAGGCAGGUGCAGCUUCGGCUUCCGGCUUUGACUAUGGACAACAACCGUCGAAUGGUGGUGCAAGUGGCGCUGGAUCCGGUGCAAGUGGUGCUGGCCCCUCAGGACCGAAGAACUACGAUCAAGUGUUCAACAUUCCCAUCUCAGCCUUGAGAUCAGUACAGAACCUUCUCAACGGUUAAGUUGGAGUGUAUUGCGAAUUAAGAAAUAGCGAGACCACCUACAUUAAAUUUAAAUUAUCCCAAAACAAAAAAAAAUGUUAAUUUUUUUAUUUCACGACGUUAUAAUCAAAUAAUUUUAAGAUCAUUAUAGUUUUAAGAUAAUUUAUAUUUUUUAAUAAUAAUAAUAAUAUACCAAUUAGUAUAUUAUACUA